UGUAGAAGGACAGCGACAGUUGAUAGUGUUUUGUUUGACGGCGUAUGUUUACUAAUAUUAGAAAGUGAUGCGUGAAGUUUUCUCAUGCACUUAACUGUAAAAGAAGAAGACGAGAACAAUGAAACGCGUGGUACAGGGUCAGGAUAAAAGUGCAAAGAUUAUUAAAGAAGAUCGGGAGGACAGUGAUGGAGAAGAGAUGGAACACGAGUCCGGAGAGACGGACAAGUCUAGCUCCACCAGCGAGACGAGUGAUGCGGCCACUGACACGGAUGACAGUUCAGAAAUGGAUGAAGAAGAGUGUGAAAGAAGACGAACUGAAUGCAUGGAAAACUUAGUAGAUCUUGAGAGGCAGUUUAGUCUCCUUCGUGAACAGCUGUACCGCGAGCGCGUCACGCAGGUGGACACGAAGCUGUCGGAGGUGCGCAGCGGACGUGCCCAGGAGUACCUGCAGCCACUGGAACAGCUGCAGCAGAACAUGCGUGUGCGCACCGAGGUGGCGGGCAUCCUGCGUGAGCUGCGCCUCGCCAACAUCCAGAACAAGUUCGACGCCGAGGAGCUCGCCGCACAGCAGAACCUCGAGAGUGAGAAGUCACUCCUCUGGGACUCGAUCCAGAGUGACCUGGAGGAAAAAAUCCGUCGCCUAGAGGAAGACCGGAACAAUGUCGACAUCACUGCCGACUUGUGGCUUGUGGAACAGUCGGCAUCAGCUGGUGGACUUACUGGCAGCGGUCGCAGUGGGUCGGGCAGCCGCCGGCACGGUUCGAGCGCCGGUGCCGACUGCGUGGGGGCUGGCGGGUGUGGCAACGGUGCGGGAGGUAGUGGCGGCAGUGGCUCAGGGUCGAGGCGGAAACCUGUGUCCGUGUCGGGUCCGUAUGUCGUGUACAUGCUGCGAGACACGGACAUCCUGGAAGACUGGACGGCGAUCAAGAAGGCCCUCUCCGUGUCCAAAAGAAAGUCUGAAUUUCUGCCAAAUCCAAACUCAAAAAGGCAGCGAAUAUGAAUGAAAGUGAAAAAACUCGCAAAGGGUGAUACAACCAAAAAAUAUUCAAGACCUGGUCAGCAGGUUCAGUGUUUCACGAGUUUAAAGUGAACAACUGACACUCUGAAUUGUCAGUGUGCGAAAUUCUUCAUCAUGUACGUAUCUAGCAGAGAACAAACAGAUUUAUUAGUGGCCUGGAGUGUGUGCGUGUGUGUGUGUGAUACACAAAGGAAAGGAUUAUGUGGCUGUGAAAGGACAAGUGCACUAUAAAAAAAAAAAAAAAAAAAAAAAAUUGGACACACAGUUAUUGUGUACUACUCUUCACCUUUCCUCAAGAUGCAUAAAUCAUUGUAAUUUAUCUGUGUCUUGAUGCCAGAUGUGCUUAUAAGUAUCAGAAACGUGACUUUCAAUGAUUAGUGCAGAAUAAAAAGUUACCAUACUAGCAAAAGCUAAUAUUAAAUUUGGAUAUAACUUUGAAGAAGGAACUGAAACUCCAGUUGGUAAUGGACAUGUGUUACAUGACCUUUUGCUCAAAACAUUAUCCAUCUCACAUCAAAAGUAGUUCACUUUUGAUACUAGUGGAAAAUGGAUGACAGUGUGCAUUUAUUUAACAACAGUAAGUAAGAAAUGUGUAAUCAUUGCUGCUGUUUGAUUGUUGCAUAGUAUAUUUUUGUAUCAUCACAUGUGAUACAUGUGUUGUUUUUGCAAUAAGCCUGUCCCUCUCUGCAAGAAUGUGACCUGUCCCUCUCUGCAAGAAUGUGAUAAAUUUUGUAUUAAAAUAUUUGCAACACA
Schistocerca serialis cubense is the source of this 1771-nucleotide messenger RNA. It is a transcript of the gene Brms1, whose product is annotated as breast cancer metastasis-suppressor 1-like protein-A. The record is from RefSeq and is a predicted model, not a curated record. Gene Ontology annotation, cellular component: Sin3-type complex. The coding region runs from base 119 to 1000 and encodes 293 amino acids. NCBI's taxonomy places the organism in Eukaryota, Metazoa, Arthropoda, Insecta, Orthoptera, Acrididae. The transcript is spliced from 6 exons. Gene Ontology annotation, biological process: negative regulation of transcription by RNA polymerase II. Gene Ontology annotation, molecular function: histone deacetylase binding.